Pseudomassariella vexata is the source of this 843-nucleotide messenger RNA. RefSeq lists its product as uncharacterized. Gene Ontology annotation, cellular component: cytoplasm. Bases 1 to 843 code for a protein of 280 amino acids. NCBI's taxonomy places the organism in Eukaryota, Fungi, Ascomycota, Sordariomycetes, Amphisphaeriales, Pseudomassariaceae. The record is from RefSeq and is a predicted model, not a curated record. The transcript is spliced from 3 exons. Gene Ontology annotation, molecular function: aralkylamine N-acetyltransferase activity.
AUGGUGGAUGACAACAGCAGCAGCAAGAAGUGGAAUAAAUUUGACCACAACGAAAACGAUGCCGUCGAAGUUGAGGACGCCAUCGACGACUCAGACGAGCUCGACGCCGACACAGUCAUGCUCAACAUCCAGAAAAUCGGCGAAUCACGUCGUCGCCAAUCCAAGGCUUCCGAGGACAACCGCGUCCAGGAGAUUUUGGGGUUUCCCUUUUUGCCCAACAUUCGACCUUUGAUCGUCUCGGAUGUGGAGAGCUGCGAGGCACUGGAGGAAGCUGCGUUUCAUGAUCCUCAGCAUCGUUGCUCUCGCGAAAAGUUCGAGUAUCGCCUCGCAACCUGUCCCGAACUCUGCAUGGGCGUCUUCUGCACGGUAAACCCCAACAACGCAAAGGACCUGGAUAUCAAUACCCUGAAGACAGCCAAGCCGGUUGAGACGGGACGGAACGAUGGUGCCGUGAGUGUUUUGCUCGCCCACAUCGUGUCCACGCGAACCAGUGCCGAGGUGGUCACAGAUUCAGCCAUGGACUAUCCCAGAGACUUCCGCACCGCGCGGCCCAAUACUUCGGGUGUGGGUCACGAGGAGGCCGGACGUACCGUUGCCAUCCACUCGCUGGCCGUGCACCCCAAGCUUCAGGGCUGUGGGCUGGGCAAGUUGAUCAUGAAGGCGUAUCUCCAACAGAUCAACAACUCGGGCACUGCAGGUCGCGUGGCUCUGAUCUGCCAAGAUUACCUCGUCAACUACUACAAGCGGUUCGGCUUCAAGCAUAAUGGCCCAAGCCAGGCUCAGUUUGGCGGUGGUGGAUGGCACGACAUGGUCUUCGAGUUAGCCGGACCAGCCAAGAAGUAA